Molecule: messenger RNA, 1646 nt
Organism: Argiope bruennichi
Lineage: Eukaryota; Metazoa; Arthropoda; Arachnida; Araneae; Araneidae
Exons: 6
Coding region: 90-1298 (402 amino acids)
Cellular component (GO): extracellular region
Molecular function (GO): chitin binding
Source: RefSeq, a predicted model, not a curated record
AUGGUAGACACUUUCACCCACGGAAGCACACCUGCUGGACACGGGCUCUCUCUGGAUUAUUACACUCCCUAGGGAUACCACAGGAAAACAUGAAGCUUUUGUUGCUGCUAGUUCUUAUCUUAGCGACUCUAGUUCUGGUAUGCAGUGGUGCCGAGAAUGCUACGAAGCCCGCACGGAAGACUCUUCGUACUGUUAAGGCUCUCAAAAAGAAGGCAUUCAAAGCACGAAAGAAGGUCGCCGAACAGGACAAAGCUGAAUCAUAUCACUUGCCCAUCAUUGUAUCGGCUCCAGAGGUCCCUGUCAGCCUGGAGUUGCACGAUGAUGACCGGUAUAUCAAAUCAGCCGCCGAUGUCCAUCCCAUCAAUCCCAUCCGCUUGGUACCAGUGGGUGGUCAGUAUCAUCCUUCACAGCACCAAGAACAACCCCAUGAUCCAGUUUAUCAUGGACCAGUCUCUGUACCAGCUGAUUAUCCUUACGGAAGUUCACAGGUGAGUGGUAAUGCGAUUUCUUCUGAGGAAUAUUAUCCUCCUGGUGAUCUCUCCGCUAUUCCUGGUGCACCAGGAGUUGACUAUCCUACCUACUCAUACCUUCCCACCACAGGAUUCAAAUGCCUCGAGCAUACGUCAACACCCGGAUUCUACGCAGAUGUGGAGGCUAAAUGCCAGAUGUGGCAUUACUGCCAACCCGAUGGUCGUCACGAUCGCUUUUUAUGUCCUAAUGGUACCAUCUUCGAUCAGAUAACUCGCGUCUGCAAUUGGUGGUUCAACGUGCUUUGCGACGAUUCCCUUUCGCAUUACGACAUUAACUUCGAUUUGUACCGUGAACCAGUGAAAACAGCAGUCGAUUUGUACCGGGAACCAGUGAAAACAACAGUCUCCCAAUCCCUGGAUGCCCCUUACCAUCAUUUAUCAUCUCAACCGGAAACUACUAUCUCCGCUCCUAACAGUUUCUUGAGGCACGUUCAAGAUUUCGAGGCCGGACUCAGGCGAGAGGCCCAGCCCGUCCAUAAGUAUCCAGAACAUAUGGCACCAGCCCCUUUCGUAAGGCAUGACGCCAUUGAUUACGAUUCCAGCAAUGCCCAUUCUCUGUCUGCACCUAUCGAAAAAUUGAAGUUGAAGCUGGAAGACAAUGAUUAUCAUGUGCCUCUCAAAAAGAAAAGGAUUUCCAGAAGGAAACUAAGGAAACACCCUAGGAUUCACAAAGAAGACGAUGAUAUUCCCACCUACAGGGAAGGAAAGGCAACUCCUGCAGCCAGGAGGUACCGUGUUGUCAGGAGACGUAAGCUGACCAAGGCAUAAGGAAUAAUAAAUUUGUGGAGGACAACUAUGGAACUGAUAUUGGCUGUUACUUGUUUCAAAUAUAAGGACGCUUGCUUGCUCUCAUUGUACAUAUGCUACCAAAGAACAUUUAGGAGUGGAAUUUUGUGCGACCAGUUAAUCUUGCAGUUUCUUGAAUAAGAUUUUUUUUUCAAAAAAAAAAAUACAGUCUUCGGAAACUGCAAAAUUAAUAUUUUGCAAGCAUGAGAACUAAUUUAUAUGCAGUUAUUGGCAAAUGCAAUGCCAUAUAAUGCAGCUCAAUAGAAGGGUAUAAAUGUUUGAAAAUAUUUUUUAUGAAGAGCGUUUUUUUUUUUAAAGAUAACUGCUUGA